Hyaloscypha bicolor E is the source of this 1356-nucleotide messenger RNA. RefSeq lists its product as uncharacterized. The transcript has a single exon. The record is from RefSeq and is a predicted model, not a curated record. Lineage: Eukaryota; Fungi; Ascomycota; Leotiomycetes; Helotiales; Hyaloscyphaceae. The coding region runs from base 5 to 1147 and encodes 380 amino acids.
CAAGAUGAUGCUACCGUCUUUCCGUACAUUGGUUACGUUUCAAGUAGUGUUUAUAUCUUUAGCCUCGGCACAAUUCUUUACCCAGCUACGCUUUCAGAAGUGGUUCGAAUUCCACAACGCUGCGCCUAAUAUAUCCAACUCAGCAUGCUCCCACACUUUGUCACUAUAUGAAGAAGGUGCCCGCAUCUUCCCACACGCAGAGUCAACUCAAGUACUUUGCUUAAAUCAUAUGGAAUGCAUCUUGGAUACCAUGGGUUCUUCUACGCAGAAUAUGUUUGGCAGUGCUUUAGUUCUUCUUGGUCUCACACCAGCUAUACUUGCGGGAGUAGGAUUCACGGUUGGAGAAAUCGCGUAUAUUGCAGUCCAUCGCCCAGGUUUAUCAUUCUUGCUAAGCAUGGGGUCACCGGUGAUAUUUUCGGGACGUGUGCUGUCUUACAGCGACCCGGAACAGGCCUGGCAAAAUACUGGCUCGUCGAAACUUGUUCUCAAUGGCAUGAACCCUCGAUUUGGUGUGGUCAUAUCAGUUUUGCAAUAUAUCCUCGCGACAGGCUCCGUGGCAAACAUCUUCACACUCGUUGUUGAAAUCAGUACGCGAUCUAUUUCCACAUUCGAUUGCAUUGAUUACUACAAACCGAUAGUGUGGGCUAUUGUUCCGAUAUUUAUACAUCUCAUAGCGACUGUCCCAUACUUGAUGGGAGGGAAACGCUCAGGCAACCUGUACGCAUCUCCAUGGCCACAAUCCGACCUAGGCACGCAUGUUCAAGUUGCUCUGCUAGGAUCUCGAAAGAAAAACUCUUCCCACCUGAACAAGAGUUCUCUUCAGAAUCCUGUUUCGCAAUCCACUUGCGCCCGCUUUCUUUGGAGGACGAAAAGAUAUAUUAUCGAGGAAAUGACCAUUUGCGCUUGUCGACCACCUGUGUCGCUUUCUUCUAUCACUAAGGUGCCGCUUUGGUGUGUGGGCUUCAACACCACGGCAAGUCUUAUCGGUCUUGUCCACAUAAUCUUCGGGACUAUUGUAUUAUCUUCUGUUUACUUUAUUCGAGUUGAGAUUGCCGUAUAUUGCAUAGUUAGGUUCAUUAUAUCUGCAGUAAUCUGUCGGUUGAUAUUGAUCGUAGAGUUUGCUGGCAUGCGGGGAGAUACGAAAUAGACAAAUGAAAUAAAAUGACAUAAAUUGUGCCCAUUGCUUCGGACAGCGGAAAGGCAAUAGUACGACGCGGGCCUCUGAAAGCGGGCGUGUAAUAGCUCUUUCACAGGAGCAGAGAAUAGAAAGAAUGAAAGGGAGAAGUAUGGGCAACAGAGAAGGAAAUGGAAAGAAGGUGGGAGAGGGACAUGGCCGCCGCCUUUCAAGAGAGGGGG